AUGCCGGCGAAGAAGCGUGGAUUCCAGUUUGGUUUCGGCAGCAAGGGUAAAGGUGCGAAGAAGGUUGCUAAGCCGGAAAUUGCAGCGACUGCCGGUGCCGACGCGUCUUUGGAUGCGGAUGUGCGAUUGCCUGAG
Opisthorchis viverrini is the source of this 135-nucleotide messenger RNA. RefSeq lists its product as hypothetical. The annotation marks the transcript as partial. The record is from RefSeq and is a predicted model, not a curated record. The transcript has a single exon. NCBI's taxonomy places the organism in Eukaryota, Metazoa, Platyhelminthes, Trematoda, Opisthorchiida, Opisthorchiidae.